GGGGGGAAGUGACGUCACUAGCCCAGAUUCACUUUCCUGGAGGAGCGAACAGUUUCUACAGCACGGCAGCGUCAAGUCUGCGGCGCCCAAAACAGUUCGAUUUCAAAAUAAAAGAAGCAAAAAAAGAGAAGGCACAGGGGCGGAGUUUUGAUGGGAUGGAACAUGAAAAAUGAGAAGUCCGAUUGCGCCACCAAGUGGUUGCGCACUUUGGCGGUGAGGCAGAAGGAUCCUUCCCAAAAGUCUGCGCAGUCUCCCGUGCCUUACUGACCCCAGCCGGGAUCGUUUAGCGAGGUCGUAGCAGCCGCAAACGUUGCUGGAGUGUCCGCUAACUUUGCGCCUCGUUCCGUUUCCCCGCUGGACUCCGAUCCAUCUGAUCCAUCCUGAGGGUAAAGGACUUUGUGUGGCGCCCCAGAUGUGUCGUCUUGGUGUUUCGGACAUGUCUCUCAGCCGCGUCGUUGCAGCGCUUGUUCUGUUCCUCACAGCCUCUGGGACAGUGGUGUACGACACCUACAACGACUUUGCAGAGGACGAUUACGCUCUUCAACUAGUCUACAAAGAUCCUUACUGGUGUCACCCUCCCAGUCUGACCAACGGGGAGGUGAAGUGCCUGUCCCCGAGGGGCGGAGCCUCCAGGGGCUCCCUUGGAACCCGCUGCCAGAUGAGCUGCGACAGAGGCUACCGCCUGGUGGGCAGGUCGUCCAUCCAGUGCCUGUCCAGCCGGCGCUGGUCCGGGACCAGUUACUGCAGACGAAUGCGCUGCCCCGUCCUGCCCCUCAUCCCGCACGGCAGGUACACCUGCACCCAGGGCUUCGCCGUGGACUCCAGGUGCGACUUCACCUGCGCGCCGGGCUUUCGCAUCGAGCAGGAGCACUCGCGCACCUGCCGGCACGGGGGGUCGUGGAGCGGCGCCCAGCCCGUGUGCUCAGACAUGGAUCCACCAAAGAUCAAGUGUCCUCCGUCCAGGCUCAAGGUCGCGGAGCCUGGGAAGCUCACUGCCACGGUGACCUGGGACCCCCCCACCGCCUCCGACACCGCCGAUAAAUCACUUGAUGUGAUUCUAGUGGGCCAGGAGCCGGGCACCGACUUCAAAGAGGGAGCGAACAUCAUCCGAUACAAGGUGUACGAUCAGUCCAGGAACAGAGCUGCCUGCAAGUUCAUCAUACGGGUUGAGGUGAGACGGUGUCCUGAGCUGUCCGCUCCCAUGCACGGCUACCUCACCUGCUCCUCGGACGGGAACAACUACGGGGCAGCGUGUGAAUACCACUGCGAUGGGGGGUAUGAGCUGCGGGGGGUGUCCAGGCGCGUGUGCCAGUUCAACCGCAACUGGGAGGGAAGCCCUGCCGAGUGUGUCCAGAUGGGGAUAAAAGCCGACGUGAAGACGGCCUCCGCUCUCCUGGACCAGUUCUACGAGAAGAGGCGGCUGCUGAUCGUGUCCGCGCCCAACAUCUCCGACCCGGACUACCAGCUGCAGAACAUCAUGACCCAAAAAGCGGACUGCGGACUGGACCUGAGGCACGUGACCGUCAUCGAGCUCCUGGGCUCCCCGCCGCGCGAGACGGGCCGCAUCAAGGAGAGUCUGCUCAACAGCGAAGUCAUCGAAGGCCUGAGGCAAGCCUUCCGCAUCUCCAGGUCCUACUUCAGCAUGCUGCUGCUGGACGAGCUCGGGCUGGACCGCGAGCGCUUCAUCGCCCCGGUGUCGUCGGACGAGCUCUUCUCCUACAUUGACGGCUUCCUGCUGGACGAGGAGGAGCGGGAGCGGCUGGAGCUCCACAGGGAUUUCUGCGACUAAUCGAGUGAGGCCUCGCGGAGAUAAAGCCGUGACGACCGGAGAGCCGACGGAUCGGCGAUGGGGAGGCAGCUCCUCGCGUUCAAAUGUGAUCACUACACAACACUGAAGUACUAGCACUGUUCCUUUUGUAACAACGGCUGAGACCAAAGAGGAGCCUGACCUUUAGUGAGCGAAAUACAAAACGAGGAUGAACAGGCUCAUUUUUAUUACAGUAGGUCAACACGACUCUGAUCACACUUGGAUGAGGAGUUAAAAAUCUACAUUUACAUCCACAAAUGGGAGAAUUCUUUUUUUUAUUCAACUUAAACAGACAGUAUAAUGGAAAACAGCAAGCUGUUGGAAAACACCAGAUAUUCUGUAUAAUAAUAAUUCUGUACACAUUAUGACACAGUCCGUGUGCUAAGUGCUAUGCAUGACUCUCACUUGUAAUGAUAUAUAUAUAUUUUGUAACAUAUAAAAAUAUAGUGUUGUGAUGCCUUGGCACGUUUUCCACUGUAACACCAGUGUACAGUCAGGAGGGAGCGGCGCCGAAGAUGAUCCCUACAGGGAGGACGGUGUCGAGCCGAUAUAAUAAACUAGAUUAAUCUCC
This is a messenger RNA of Betta splendens (Siamese fighting fish), 2378 nucleotides long. RefSeq names its product sushi-repeat containing protein X-linked 2 (gene srpx2). The record is from RefSeq and is a predicted model, not a curated record. The coding region runs from base 413 to 1789 and encodes 458 amino acids. The transcript is spliced from 11 exons. NCBI's taxonomy places the organism in Eukaryota, Metazoa, Chordata, Actinopteri, Anabantiformes, Osphronemidae.